Exophiala bonariae is the source of this 585-nucleotide messenger RNA. RefSeq lists its product as uncharacterized. The record is from RefSeq and is a predicted model, not a curated record. NCBI's taxonomy places the organism in Eukaryota, Fungi, Ascomycota, Eurotiomycetes, Chaetothyriales, Herpotrichiellaceae. The transcript has a single exon. Bases 1 to 585 code for a protein of 194 amino acids.
AUGCACAUCGACAUGCCGGCACCACAAAAAGACUUCACCAGUCCCCAUGGCAGUAACACCAACAACGCGCCAUUCAUAAUCGCCUCGAUGCCCUCACCGUCACAAAACCCCCACAACGCAACAUGGGCUUCAUCGCCGUCAACACACCACCACCAUCACAUCCACAUCCCGACGCCACACCCACUGGCCGCCACAGCAUCAUUCCUCGACAAACACGUCCCCCUGUUCGCGAAACAUCACACCGAGUUCAGCGUCAACCACGAGGCGCGCGCCGCGAAGCGCGAAGCCCGCCGCAGCCUGGUCGAUACCGCCAUCCCCGAAGUCGACGCCGAGCAUCUCCCGCCACCAACGACGGGCUCCGUCAUCGCCACGGCAAUCCACGCGGCGACAGCGACAGGCGCAGGCCCCGCGUUGGCCGACUCCCGUGCCGCGGACAACGCCGCAUGGAGAGAAAUUCUGGCCAAGAGAGACGCGGCCAGGCGGAGGUCUGGCUCGGAUGGACUGAGAGGGCAUGAUUCGAUCGCCGAGGAGGGCAGUGAUUCCGAUUCGCGCGAGUAUAAAGGCUCGCCGGCUAUAACGCCCUGA